Molecule: messenger RNA, 6035 nt
Organism: Pristis pectinata (smalltooth sawfish)
Lineage: Eukaryota; Metazoa; Chordata; Chondrichthyes; Rhinopristiformes; Pristidae
Exons: 21
Coding region: 140-4240 (1366 amino acids)
Source: RefSeq, a predicted model, not a curated record
UUCGCCUAAUUUAUGCAACCGCCGUUGGUGCGGAGUUUGAAGGGCUGAGCGAGCCUGCGGAUGGGCGGCGUGUCACCGGACGCACGGCCAGUCGGCGCGGAGAGCGCAGGCGCCACCGGACCAGCCGGCAGCACCGAAAAUGGAAUACUUUGAAGCAGAUAUUAACCUUGAUACCACAGAUGAAUUGGAUACAGAAUACAGUGAAGACUUUUUAGAGAAAAUGGAUGAUUGUCAGUUUGUCAGCUAUGUGGAGAGCCACUGUAAUAAUUUGCAAAAAUCAUAUGGCAUCACAGAAGAUGAAUGGAUCAAACACAGGAAUAAGAAUUCUUUAAUAUGGGAGAAAUCAUUUGAACAUGAAAUACUUCUAGAUGUGGAUGAUGAUUUCAACUUGAAUUUUAAUGAUAUAUGUGAUUCCUAUACCAUCUGCCUUUCUCAGUCAUCAGCAGAAGAUGUUAGUGUUAACCUUACACCAGAUGAUAUAUGCAAGAUUGAAAAGGAAUAUAAUGGCAGCGAUGAAGCUGAAAGAAUAAACACUGAAGAAAUUAACUAUCAACAUAACCAAGAUAUUCACAGUUCUAACUAUUCUGACGCGCAUGAUGAAACAAAAGAUAAUUUGGAAGGCUAUAAAUAUCAGGACAUAGCUGCCAGUACCAGUGAUGAGGAACAGGAAGAGUUGCCUUAUGACAGUAACUUAAAGAAUGUUAGUGAACAUCAUACAGACAUUGAUUUAGGUAGCCAUGUGCCACCAUUAUCCAGACUUCUUGGGAACCCAUCAGGUAAUGGUCCUGGUAGUGGAAUGAGCCAAAAUAUCCCACUUAGAGAUCAAAGAUCAAUUGUGAAAAAUAUGUUCUCCCAACAAGAAGUAUCUGACACUAAACUGAAUACAGAAGUUGAAGCUUCUAGUCAUGAAAGUAAAAGAGAAUUUAAUGCUAUUACAUCAGAGCAGCCAGUUGAUUUGUUGAUACCUAGAUAUGGAACUAAAGCAGCAAAAGACUUUCAGCUUGGUGGUGGAAGAUCAAGCAUUUCUGAAUCAGUUCAACAUUACUUUUUUGAAGAAGAUCAGGCACUUAGUUCAACUAUGUACAUUGACUCUGAGACUCUACCAGAGACCUCUUUUACAGAUAGUAUUGAAGAAACUGUUAUUAAAAAUCAAAUUUCAUCAAAUUCCAACAAUGAAUUAUUCAUGAAAAAUAACAUUUUUUGUAAAUCAGAAACUGACCUUUCAAAGAAAGAAGAGACAGAUGGAAAAUUUGAAAAUAAUGAACAAUUGGUACAGGUGAUAGGUAAUUCUCACUGCAAUAGAUUUGCUGAAGUGAAUGUGGAAAAAAAUGGCACCUGCAGAGGAAAGACAAGUUAUGGUCUAGAGACUCCACCAAAAGUAGUACAAGAAGAGAAUGAACAAGCACCACUUAGUCAUAAAACAGCAUCAGAAACUGCUCAAAAUCCAGUGUUAAAAAUGGGAAGAACAAUUUCUUAUAAUGAAAUCAAAUAUGGCAAAGGAAAACAACAUUAUCCUCUACUUGACUUUUCCAAAGUUGCACCCAAGGUUAGAAUUCCCAAGAGGAAUACUUAUAAUAAUUAUAAAUGUCCAAGAUCAAGAUUUAAAAAAACAAAAUCUUCACCCAACUCAUCAGAAAACCUCCACGCCAUUCAUAAAUCAACAGUGGAUGUACUGCAAAACAUACCAGAUAACACACAACUUUCAGUAAUUGCUACAAAAACAGAAGUUAAUAGUAAAAAACAACAUGUGGAAGCAAAUCAGACCCUUGAACAUUUCCAACAAUUGCAGGAAGAGUUUGACAAGCUGCUAAUAAAGUAUGCAGAAGCAGAAAAUACCAUUGAUCAGUUGCGGUUUGGUGGUAAGGUAACUGUAACUUCUGAUUUAUCCAAAUCAAGUCAAAUGAUUCAUUCUGGAAUUUUGUCAUCACCUUGUCAAUUAACUAUUAUGACAAGUUCACAGCAACCCAGAGCUGAGUCGGUAUGCACCACUGAAUCAGUCACAUUCUUCCCUUUAGAAUCAACACAUAACAACUAUCCCAUGUCAUUAUCAGUAACUUCUGCUGGAUCUAAACCAGAUUCUUGCCAGCCUAUUUCCGAAUUUUACAAGGCAACAGGAGAACAAAUGGCUCAGAAGCUAAAUAACCAUAUUGAGUAUUUUAAACAUAAGGUUGAAGACUUCAAGAACUACUUGAAUUCGAAAUUGAUUCCCGUGGAAGAUAAACAACAGGAAUUCAAGGAACUGAGAGAUGGCCUAGACAAACUAGAAAGGAUCUACAUUGCAACUAAAGAUGAGCACCGUAAUUUACAGCAUCGCUGCUAUUUGGAAAAAAGUACUACUGUUGGGGAGUUUGACCCAGAUAGAGAAAUUGAAGGAGAAAUAUUUAGAAUAGGAAUGGUACUGGAAAAUAUAAAAGACGAAAUUGAUGAAGAUAUUUGCAAUCAAUCAAGCUUACACAGUUCCAUCUUUACACCUACUCCACUCUCCAUCCCCAAGUUGUCUGCAAGACAUGCAGUUUAUUCUGAGGGUUCCAUGACUGCCAUUACCCAAGAAGGACCAAGGGAAGCACACGAGGGCAGCUUACUCAAUGAUGAAAGUGCAACACAGAAAAUUGUUCAAAUGCAGACAAUGACAAAUGAGAACAAUAAGUCACCCUUACUAAAAGAUACAUACAGUCUCACCUCACAAAGGAAAUCUCCUAUUGUACCAACAAAAGCCAAGAAUAAUAUUAAUUCUUCAGUAUAUCUUGCUGAUUUAUCUUUGAAUGGAACUUCAGAAUUACAAAACAUCUCAUUCCGGGGACAGGAAUUAGUGAAUGAAUUUAAGCAACAGAUACUCUUACCUGACAGUGGGUUUGGUACAUCAGAAGGCGGCAGACCUACUACUGCUACACAAACAUUGGAUUCUGACCAACCACAAAUGGAAAGAAACUCAAGCCUUUGUGAACAAAUGUCUUCCUCUAAGCUAAAAUUACAUAAUGCAAACGGGGAGCCAUCAUCCAUACACACAGAUGAAAAUAUAAAUGAAGUGGGUAAUAACAAAGUAAGGCAGUUACUUCAGAUGGCUGUUCCAUCAGGCUGUACUGCUUCAUUCAACUGGCAUAAACCCAUAAUCGAUGUAGCUGAUCCUCCAGCGCAACAAGGAGAAGCAUUCCUGCAACUGGAUUUUCUUACUGAGUACUCAGAUGAUCACAUACCAUUACCAAACCCUCAACAGUGCACACCUAAGAUAUCUCUUCAGCAGACUAAGUGUGACAUAAAGAAAAAUGAAAGUUUAUCUCAGCCAUCUUCUACAAGAAAUGAAGAAAUCAUGGAACUGCAACAAGAAGUUGCAAAACUCAAGCAAAAAUUGGAGGAAAGUCUCUCCAAAUUAUCCAAUGACCCCAAGACAAAAAAGGUCUUUGAACCUCUAUUACAGAAACAAGGCCACAACAUCACAUCAUGUUGUAGAAAGAAAACUUCAUCUAGAAGUUCUUUUUCUUUCAAUGGUGAAAGUGUGGACCGUGUUAAAUUAACCAACAAUAGUUUAAAACACCAUAAAAGAGGGCACUCUACUUGGCUACGAACAGAUGAUGAUGCUUCAGAUGCUGAACUAAGCAGUGGAAUGGAUUUUUUUUCUGACACAGAAGCAUCUGUGCACUCAAAACAAAGUUUCUUAGAGACAUCAAGAACAGCUCACCAUAGACAAACUUAUUCCAGAAACUACAAAUCAAACAGUUCCUGGUCAGAAGGUUCACAUAAAGGCUUGUCCUUAUCAUCAGAUGGACAGAAUUUGCAGAGAAGGAGAAUGAACACAAGUAUUUUGCACAACAAAAAUAUACCAUUUAAACGCUUCUCUGAGAGGUCUUCACGACGAAGUAGGAGUGAGCUCACUUCUAGUGUUGGUAUUUCAUCUACUGCAGCAAAUAAAUACUCUGAAAUGUCAGCAUCUAUUUCACCAAUAAGAUCAACCAUUGAGUAUCCACCAAUAUCAAGGGUUUCCAGAAAUUACUAUUCACCUUCAUAUGAAAUAAUCAAAACAGGAUUACAGUGUUUACCAAACCAAAUCUAUAGCACCAAGUAUUUUUGGAGAAAUUGCACUGAUAAAAGCAUCAGUAUUCCACAGAUUUUACAUCUGAACACAAAUCUGGACAGAGCAAUAGAGGCUGCAAAUAACAUGAAGAAAACCACCAGAAGAAUGGUUAAGAUUUUGUCUGCUGACUUGGCCAAGACCGAGUACUAUAAAUAUUUGCAUGAUUUUUAAUAUUUUCUUUGUAGUGUAUAUUAGCCCUGUGUAAUGAUGUGCAAUAUUAUGUAUCAAAAUCUUGUAAUGUCCAGAGUAGGAAUACAUCACCUUUAUCUGGUGAAAUAAUUUGCAACAUUCAGGGCUGUUAGACAUCUUUUGGACUUUUUCAUUAUUGUUUCAGUAAUUUCUGAUAGUCAUUUAAGUCCUAAUAUAAACAACUUAUAUCUGGAUCUUUUUGAGCAUCGGUAACUAGAGAUGGCGCAUCAAUGUGAAGUACUGCUUGUCUCAUCUAGACUUGAAGAGAGAUGUUGUAAUCAUGUCUUGAACUCAGAGUGCUGAGCAAUUUUCUCUUUUUCAGAUUAAAUCACUGCUGAUUGUCAGUUUCUUUUUGGCUGUUUCACCACAGGAUUAUCCAAAAUUUUACUGACUGAUGCCCUGGACUAUACCAUAGAGUACAUGUGCAAAGUACCCAUUACUAUGGAAGCAAGCUAGUUUGAUGAGGUCUGCAUAGCUUAGGUCAAACUUCUCAAAAAAGGUCAUUGGCCAUCACUGCCAAUAGCAAGGAAGACAACUCUACAUGUGACAAUGCAAAACUGGCACUAUUAGCUUCCUUAAUAGUGGAAGGCUCACCUUUGGCCUCUUCUACUAAUACACCACCAUUGAAAGUCCUUUCCUAUCAAAGGUCAUGUUAUAUAUGAUCAACACAUAAUUCUAUGCCCAACUUUCCCAUCAUUUCUGUUCAAAUCCCUUUAAUUAGAUUUCUGCCUUUUACUUUGCACAAAGGGUGCCCAGUUUAACACUCUGAAAGUACUUGUAGAGUGUUAGCCUGCCUUGUCCUUUCUAGCAUCCUUCAGAUGGUUGACAAUCUCAUCCUUUCCGACUAUGCAUCUCCAUCAUAUUAACCCAACUUUACUCCUUAUUUUAUCUUUGCCUACAAUGGUCACUCAACAUGUGGUUAUCUUAAGAAUGCACUCAAGCUGUCUUGACAUUUUCCUCAUUUGCAUCAUCACUGCCUCUGACUCUACUUACCAGAGGGUGCCAGAACAUCCCCGUCUUAGACAACGUUUAAUAUUUCAAAUAGUAAACAGCUGUAGGAACCCUCUUUGGAAUUAACAGUCCCAAAUUCCAGAGACCCAUGUUCAAUUCUGACCUUGGGUGCUAUCUGUGUGGAGUUGGCACUUUCUCCCUGUGAGUGGGCAGUUUUGCUCUGGGUGUUCCAUUUUCCUCCCACUUCCCAAAGAUGUGUGGGUUAGUGGGUUAACUGCCCACUGUAAAUUGCCUUUAGUGUGUAGGUGAGUGGUAAAAUCUGGGGAGAGUUGAUGAGAAUAUGGGGAGAAUAAAAAUAGGCUUAACGUAGGAUUGGUAUAAGUAGGUAUUGAUGGUUGGAGCAGUCCCUGUGGACCGAAAGGCCUGUUUCCAUUCUGCAUGACUCUAUGAUUCUAAGCGGCAAUAAAUGAACUAAGUAUUGUAUGAAAACUAAAAUAGUAAAACAAUAUUUUUAUAAUCUUCGUGAAAAACACUAUGUAUUGAAAUAAAUCUUAAAGGUGUUCUGGGAUGAAGAGAAUCAUGGAACACUGCAUGGUAAGCGACAUUUGAGAUUUUUGAUCUUAACCUGUACUGAACUUAGCAGUACCUACAUCCAGUGACAGAACACAUAAUAUGGCACUGUUAUAAAACAUUAUUUUUAAACACGUGAUAAACAUUCAGACCUAAGUCCUCUUUUUAGGUGUAUUUGCUGCAAAAUAAUUUGUUAACUUUUUUUUGCUAACAUAUUAAUAUUUGGUUUAUUCUAUAUAUUUGUCUUUGUGGAUUU